CUCCUUUCCGUUCUCGGACAAUGCGUAUCUCGACCGGGCGAAGAUGUGGUGCACCUUUCGAAACCCGAGCUGAGGCACAUGCUGGAGCAAAUGUGCGAUUCGGAUAUAUGGGCUCACGUGUGCCAUACUUACGACGCGGACGCCGACCUGCCCAACGACAACCUCGAGGAAACCAACGUGCUCCAGAUCUCGGUCCAGUGUGGAAGCCAACCCCCACCCGCUUGCGUCCCCAACGGAUUCGCUGCUUCCCUCUCCGAUCUUCAACGAGGAUCCUUGCUGGACGCGUAUCUUGCUGGCCUGAUAGAUCUCGAUGGGCUCAAGGCGACCCGCGACGUAUUUGCAUCACGGGUCCGCGGGGGCUGGGUGCAAAUAGCACCGUAUCACGGCCUUGAUAUGCAUCCAUCGUUCGGUUUGAUGAAGCCUCAGAAACCCAAAGCCCACAUUGCCGCUUGUCUCGUUAAGACGCUGGUACCAGGGCUGAAAUGCGAAACUGGAGAGACCAAGCCCUCGAUUGUCACUUCGAAACUUGGGUCUGGCACAGGGUGCGGACAGCAGCCGGAAGAGACACAUUUGAUCAUCUCCUCGCUCCUCGGACCCGUGACGAAAGGAGACAUGGCAACGGUGUUUGCCCCUGAAAACGAUCUCACGGUCUCCGGGACAACAAUGGACCAAAAGCCGCCCGGUAACUCAGCAAGCAAGGACUUUCUGGUCUCUGCUGUAGUGAACCGGAUCGCUGUCAGGCAGUGGAUGUGCAUCUGCAUCACGGCGCGGGCGGACUUUCUUGAACGUCUAGCAAAGUGUCUGAACAUUGAAGUCGCCGUCUUCGACGAACCGGUCACGGCAAAGCCGUUGAUCGCGGCACUGCUUCUUCUUCACUUCUCCGCAGCCUUACCGAUGCCGGCUCCACUUCGCAACUGCAGCGGUGGCGAGACUACCCACCUUUAGCACGUUACCCAUUCGUAAUCACGCCCACGCAAGCGGAGUUGCU
Messenger RNA from Fimicolochytrium jonesii, 988 nucleotides. RefSeq lists its product as uncharacterized. The record is from RefSeq and is a predicted model, not a curated record. Bases 79 to 945 code for a protein of 288 amino acids. NCBI's taxonomy places the organism in Eukaryota, Fungi, Chytridiomycota, Chytridiomycetes, Spizellomycetales, Powellomycetaceae. The transcript has a single exon.